Camarhynchus parvulus is the source of this 1257-nucleotide messenger RNA. Its product is annotated as shootin-1-like. The coding region runs from base 1 to 1257 and encodes 418 amino acids. The record is from RefSeq and is a predicted model, not a curated record. NCBI's taxonomy places the organism in Eukaryota, Metazoa, Chordata, Aves, Passeriformes, Thraupidae. The transcript is spliced from 12 exons.
AUGGCCUGGACUGGGGACGGAGUCGGGGGACACCUCACGGUCCUGGCUCGGGUCCCUGCAGCCAUCCUGGAGUCCGGGAGCAGCGAGGAGGAGGAGGAGGAGGCAGCUCCUGGACAGGCGCUGCUGGCUGAGCUGGCGGCGCUGGACACCGAGGUGGAGCUGGAGCAGCAGAGCCGGCAGCGAGCCCAGGCCUUCAGUGCCCAGGAGAACGCGCGGCUGGAGAGGAUCAGCCCGGCCAGGAGCCCCAAAGGAACCUCCAGGACGACUCCAGACGAGGUGACACCUGUGAUGAACCCCGAGGUGACCCCAGAGGAGGUGACACCCACAGGGGUAGCUCUGGAGGAGCCACCCACCUCCGCCCAGGUCCCAGCUCCACAGGAAGAUCUCUCCCAACUCCUGGAACAGCACCGGGACCUCCAGGCACAGCUGCAGCACCUGCACACCCAGCUGGAGCUGGAGCGGGAGGAGCAGCAGCGCCUUCGGGCGGCCCUGACCGCCAGCCAGAGGGCACUGAGGUCCUUCAAGAGAGUGUCCCAGAUUGUCACCCAGGAUUACUGCCAGGCCCUGGAGCAGCUGGAGCUGGAGCAGGACCUGCGCUGCCACGCCGAGGCCUUCGCCCACCAGAUGCUGGUCCAGCAGAAGGAGGCGAAGCGCCAGAGCUCCAUCCUGCUGAGGAGCGCCGCGCCCAAUUCCCAAAUCCUGGAAGCGUUCCAGGAACUGGAAAAGCUCAGCCGGGAGCUGGAGGAGACGCGGCAGGAACGGCGCCAGCGAUCCCGGAAUUCCCGCAUUCCGCAGGAGGAGGAGCUGGAGCAGGAGCGGGAGGAGAAGCGGGAGCUGAGGGAGAGGCUGGAAGGGCUGGAGAAGGAAGUGGGAUCCCUCCGGGAGCAGCUGGCGCAGCUGCCGCCGCCUCAGAGCCACCCCCAGGUGCCACCGCCGCCGCCACCGCCGCCACCGCCACCCGCUGCCACCGCCGUCCCCGCCGACCCCCUGGCCGCCCUCAGGCAGAGGAAGGUGCGGAAAAACCCGGAGCAAAGUGACUCGGGGACGGAGGACAUCCGUGCCCGGGCCGUGCAGGAGAUGCUGGAGCGGAUCCGCGCCGGGAUCGUCCUGCGGCCGGCCAGGGCCAGGCCAGCCCCGAGCCAGGUGACAACGGGGACAAUGGGCUGGCGGGCCUGGCACUCCCGGGGUCGAGAAUUCCUGGGAUUGAGCCAUUCCUGGCAUCAGGAAUUCCCGGGAUUGAGCCAUUCCCAAGAUUGA